AGUUUUCCUGUUGGCGAUGGAUUCCUCUCUCUCAAGACGACUAGGAUUUCUGCAUGACGCUGCUCAUUCCCUUUUCGCGACAUGCCCAUCACUCUCCCGCUUCUACCUUUCAAAAUUCCAAGACGUCUGUGCUGAUCAGAAGGUGCCCAUUGUAGAAAGAGUCUCCAAAAGGUUUUGUUCGAGGUGUGGGAGCUUAUUUGUACCGGGGCAAAACGUAAGGGUAAGGGUCACUGGAGAUGGCAAUGGAGAGAAACACAAGAAGAAGAAACGAAAGACGGGCAACCGCUCAUCGGCGCCAACUAGGCAGGAAACGUUGAGUCAUGCCUGCCAUGUCUCCCACCCGGGAAACCGGACGAGAAUUAUAAUCAAUCAUGUGAAGAAUUCAGAGUCAAUGAUGGGGCGAGUGACAUCGGGGGUGCUUCCUUUGCAGAUACCAGCGCCAAUUUCUGGGAAGAGAUUAAGACUUGUAGCGGAGAGUCACCAGUCAAAUGCGACCCUUAUGAAUCAAGUGGCAUAUCUCUGCGUUAUAUGCGGGGCAGAAACUCGCUUUCCAGGGACAUCUAUCGAGCAUGUGAGGCAGUUUGAUGCUGCAAAAAACAGCCUCAAUGCCGCUGUCAAAGUUCCAAUCCUACCCUCUGGAGCCAAAGCCACUCCUGCGUCAGAAUGUUCACAAGCAACGACAGGGAAUCUCUCCAAUGUCUUGGAAUCUUCCCCAUGUGGAGUCAAGAAGAAAAAGAAAGAAAAGCGCAAAAAUGACUUACGGACGCUCCUGGCAGCUAGUAAAAAGGAUGAUGCUCAGAGAACAGGAGACAGCCUAAAUUUGACCGAUUUUCUGUCGAGUUUGUAGCAUUUGGUAGAGCUAUACACUCUGUAUUCUAAACUAGUAGAUCGCAUUAUCAUAUCCUUCUAUUGAACUGCAGUAGUGGAAGUUUCAUGUUUCUACUUUAGGGGUACCGCCUACGUACUUGGUAUGGCU
This is a messenger RNA of Spizellomyces punctatus DAOM BR117, 976 nucleotides long. RefSeq lists its product as uncharacterized. The transcript has a single exon. Gene Ontology annotation, biological process: tRNA processing. NCBI's taxonomy places the organism in Eukaryota, Fungi, Chytridiomycota, Chytridiomycetes, Spizellomycetales, Spizellomycetaceae. Gene Ontology annotation, cellular component: nucleolar ribonuclease P complex. The record is from RefSeq and is a predicted model, not a curated record. The coding region runs from base 17 to 847 and encodes 276 amino acids.